CCCACCCCCAAAAAAAAAAAAACCAAAGACAAGAAGUGGCAGACAGAGAUAUUGUGGAUUGGAUCACAACGUCAACAGAGUAUUGAAGCUACGCUGACGUCAUAAUUACUUUUUUUUUUUUAAAAAAAAAGCUAAUUAACUCUCUUUUCUUAAAAAUAAAUAAAUAAAUCGUCAGUAACCAGCAGGGAUAAGUAGUCCCCAAUAUAUAUGCACGUCUAAAUAAAAGCCAAGGCCUUCAGAAGAGAGCGUGAGUAAGGAACAACGAAAACAGAGUAAGACACCCAGCCAAAUACAAAACCUUACCGGUUACCGGAGAUUCCAACCGGGAAACUGAAGAUGAUAGCCUACAUAGAGCGAUUCGUCCACGAAAACGAUGCAGAAUCGAAGCCGGAUGAUGACGGUUCCGGUAUAUUCAAGUCUCUGGACCUCCAGGGCAGUCUUGACUUCGGAGCCUCUGGCUUCGCCGCAAAAGAUUUCGGUGGCAUGCAUUCGGUUAAACCCUGGGCCGUAAUUCGACCUUCCGGCGCCGAUGACGUGGCGACGGCUGUCAAGGCGGCGUCUCGGUCGUCAAAUCUGACGGUUGCCGCCAGGGGUAACGGCCACUCCAUCAACGGCCAGGCGAUGGCCGACAGGGGCCUUGUUAUAGACAUGCGCUCAACAGCUGACAACCAUUUUCAGGUACUCAAUGUCCGAGGAGUAACCUGCGUCGAUAUCUCCGGAGGGGCAUUAUGGGAAGAUGCCUUAAAACGGUGCGUUUCACUCUUUGGCCUUGCUCCUAGGUCGUGGACGGAUUAUCUCGGUCUAACCGUCGGGGGAACGUUAUCUAACGCCGGCGUGAGUGGCCAGGCUUUCCGGUAUGGCCCUCAAACGUCUAACGUAACGGAGCUAGAUGUCGUCACGGGAAAAGGAGAGAUUUUAACUUGCUCUGAAACGGAAAACCCAGAUUUGUUCUUCGGGGUUCUUGGUGGUCUGGGUCAGUUCGGUAUCAUCACCAGAGCUAGGGUUUUGCUGGAGCCGGCGCCAGAUAUGGUAAGAUGGAUAAGGGUGGUUUACGCAGAGUUCGACGAUUUUACCCGCGAUGCUGAGUUCCUGGUGACGCGACCUGACGGCGAAUCCUUCGACUACGUGGAAGGCUUCGUGUUCGUGAACAGCGAUGACCCAGUUAAUGGAUGGCCUUCGGUUCCACUGGACCUGGACCUGGACCUGGACCAUGGAUUCGACCCGACUCGCAUUCCCCGAACUGCUGGUUCUGUACUCUACUGUCUCGAGGUGGCUCUUCACUUUCGAAAUGGUGACCACUCAUCCGACGUUGAUACGGUUGUUGAAGUAUUGCUUGGACAACUAAGAUUCAUUAAAGAGCUAAAGUUUCAAGCAGACUUAACCUAUGUGGACUUUCUCUUACGUGUAAAACGUGCGGAGGAUCAUGCAAAGGCCAACGGCAUCUGGGAUGCGCCCCACCCUUGGUUGAACCUUUUCGUGUCAAAGGUUGAUAUCGUUGAUUUUGAUCAUGCGGUGUUCAAGAAGAUUUUAAAGGAAGGGAUUGGUGGGCCAAUAUUGGUGUACCCUUUGCGACGAAGCAAGUGGGACAAUCGUACGUCUGUCGUUCUACCGGCGGAUCAAGGAGAAAUAUUCUAUAUAGUGGCACUGCUCCGGUUCACUCUUCCAUACCCAGCCGGCCCACCGGUUGAAAAGUUGGUGGCUCAAAACCAGGAGAUCAUCCAUUCCUGCAUCAAAAGAGGCAUUGAUUUCAAGCUCUACCUCCCUCACCACAAAUCACAAGACGACUGGAAACGACAUUUUGGAAAUCAAUGGUCCAGAUUUUUUGAGAGGAAAGCCGCUUUUGAUCCAAUGGCUAUCCUUGCACCGGGCCAGAAAAUUUUUACAAGGAUCUCUUGAAUCCCCACACAUUAUUUUUCUUUUUCAUUAAAAAAAAAAAAAAGAAAGAAAAAUUAUUUUUUUGGGUUGGUUUGAUGGGGUCAUGUCCUUCGUUGUCAAUUAAUUAGUAAUUGACAAAAACAAUGUUUGGAGCAAUGUAAAGAAAAAUCUUGAGCACAUAUUAUAUAUA
Molecule: messenger RNA, 2065 nt
Organism: Carica papaya (papaya)
Lineage: Eukaryota; Viridiplantae; Streptophyta; Magnoliopsida; Brassicales; Caricaceae
Gene: CKX7
Product: cytokinin oxidase 7
Biological process (GO): cytokinin metabolic process
Molecular function (GO): cytokinin dehydrogenase activity; FAD binding
Source: RefSeq, a predicted model, not a curated record